GGCUGCAGCCAGGGGGAAGAAGCUCUUGCAGAAAAAAACUACUUGAAGAUGCUUAUUUGCCUGUUCUGCUGCUGUUGCAGGUGGAUGAAGCAGGGGAGAGAGCAGCCCGUCUAGAGUGGCAGUUAGAAGUUGUGAAAUCUAAAAAUGAGCAAGCCGAGGCAAAACUGGCUACUUUAGAGCUACAUAUGCAAUCCGGAAAGAAAAAAGAAGACCCAAGGAAAUCAGGUACCUGAUUGCUGAGGGGGCUGAAAGGACUCGAGCGUUGGAAUGGCUCAUUAUGAAUGAGGCUGAGAAAAGCAAAAAAUGGGAAGAGAAGAUGCAGGGGAUUACAGCGUUCUUGACAAGGUCACCCAAAGCCAGCGCAGCCCAGAUGGCAGAAGAAGCAGAUUUUCUACAGUGGAUGAUAAUGUCAAAACACAUUAUAGGUGCCAUAGAAAAAGAACUGCGAGGUUGGGAGGACCAGGUAGAGGAGUUGCAUGAGGGAGGAGCUGGAGAGUUGGCAAAAGCGAUGCUGCCAAGCAGAACACCUUGUGCAAGAGCUAUGGGGCAAGUUAAUUGAAAGCCAUACCCAGUCGGAGGAGACAGGAAAGAUUAUAUCAAAGGAAAUAGAGAAAAUUAGAGCACAGAUGGAAGGUUACAAAGUGAUGGAGGACCAGAUGCAGUCCCUUGAAGCAGAGGUAAAGGCCAGAACUGAGGAGUGUGAGGCAUUACGAAUUCAGUUGCAAAGUGUGGAGGUGGAAAAAGCCCAACUUGGGGAAGAGAUACAGUCCUUGAAGACCCUUCUAGAAGCAGGCAUGGUUAGAGAGGUGGCACUGAGUGCAGAGAGGAAGCCGCAAAUAUUACAGGCUAUUCGCCCCCUGGAAGACAGACUGGUGGCAAUAGGUGCGCAGCUUGCAGAACACAUAGCUAUGGCUAAAGCCGAAUGCCAGGAGCACUUUCAGGAGCUCAAGGUUUUGAAGGAGCCCUUAAUGGAGACUGAGAAACAGCUAAAGACUGUAUGGCUAGAAGCCCUGAAAUUCCAGAAGCACCUGGAACCACCCAGAAAUUUGGGCCCAGGAAGUCCAAGAGAUGAGGUAGGACCAGUACAGCAGGAGAAGAACACAAUGAUGGAGGGACCCCCAGGGGCAGACCCUGAAAUCAUACAAGAAGAGAUCCUGCGCACAGUCAGACGGUGCCUGGAUCGGAAAUGGGGCCAGUGGAUAAGCCGUGUACAGAGGAGAUGCACCAGCUAAGAGAAACUAGAAGAACUC
This is a messenger RNA of Alligator sinensis (Chinese alligator), 1250 nucleotides long. Its product is annotated as ribosome-binding protein 1-like. NCBI's taxonomy places the organism in Eukaryota, Metazoa, Chordata, Crocodylia, Alligatoridae. Bases 477 to 1232 code for a protein of 251 amino acids. The transcript has 2 exons. The record is from RefSeq and is a predicted model, not a curated record.